Molecule: messenger RNA, 2562 nt
Organism: Synchytrium microbalum
Lineage: Eukaryota; Fungi; Chytridiomycota; Chytridiomycetes; Synchytriales; Synchytriaceae
Exons: 8
Coding region: 1-2562 (853 amino acids)
Biological process (GO): activation of GTPase activity
Molecular function (GO): GTPase activator activity
Source: RefSeq, a predicted model, not a curated record
AUGGACGCUUGGAGAACAGCAGAACUUGAGGUACUUCAAGCUGGAGCACUGACAGGAAGAGUCAAUCAAUCGAGGAGUCUAUACUGGAAGAUAUUCUUGGGGUUUCUUCCGUGUCGAAACGUCGAUGCAUGGCCAAAUCUACAUUCUCAUGAGCGUACUCAGUAUGAUCAACUGAGAUCCAAGUAUAUCUUUGAUCCCGCUACUGCUGCCCAGGGUGCUCGUGACUGGAGUCUGAAUAAUCCCUUGUCUUUGGACGAAGAGAGUCCAUGGAAGCAGUAUUUUGAAGACGUGGAGCUGCAGAAAGUGAUUCGCCAAGAUGUCGAGAGAACAUUUCCCGAUCAAGCUUUCUUUCGUGCUGAAACUGUACAGAACAUGAUGACGGACAUCCUCUUCAUAUGGUGUAAACUGAAUCCCGACGUGUCUUAUCGACAAGGAAUGCACGAGAUACUGGCCCCAGUUCUUAUGGUCGUGCAUCAAGAUCGUCUAGUGGAAUACGAUUCAGAUCCCAUCAAACUGGCAGUAUUUAGUCCUGUUCACGUGGAACACGAUUCUUGGGUCUUGUUUGACAGGAUAAUGAAGUCUGCCAAGAUAUGGUAUGACACGGGUGAAGAUGGUGAUCCUCGUCGAGUCUCGUCAAAUUCAAGAAUGUCAAGUUCAAAGUAUUCAGAUCGAACAUCCGCCCAGGCAAGAAAAGUCAUUCCUGUGGUCGCAGUAUGUAAACGCAUUCAAGGAGACUUGUUACGAGCUACAGAUUUUGAUUUGUGCUUCCAUUUGGAACGAGUUGGCGUAGAACCUCAGCUUUAUGGCAUCCGAUGGUUGAGGUUGCUAUUCGGACGAGAGUUUCCAUUCUCAGAGUUACUAGUAUUAUGGGAUGGUAUCUUUGCGGAUGGGCCAUCUUUGGGUCUAGCGGAAUGGAUUUGUGUUGCUUUGCUAGUAGCUGCCAGACGUGAAGUGUUGGGCCAAGACUUUUCGAUGGUCUUGCACAAGCUAAUGAGGCCGCCAUCAAGCGAUAAUUCCAAUGUGUCUGCUGUCUUCUUCCUGAAUAGCGCUCGAACACUUCGUACUCGAUACACUCAAACCCGACCUGUUACCACAUCAAACGAAUCUCCUCGUCGAUCAUCAGCCACGACUAGUAAUAGUAAUAUACCAUCCUCACCUUCAGCAAUAGACUCAGAUGUUGGUAAUAAUAAUACUGGUAAUCUGACGCCAUCGCAACCGAAACGACGAGCGGGACCUGCACCAUGGGCAACUCCCAUUCAGGGCACUCCUAAUAGUAUAAAUUUGAAACCUCCUACUUUGAAUGGUGCUACUCCUACUGCUGGAACAUCCACUCUGACCACUCCCGCCUCGUCGUCAUCAUCUUUAUCGGAAACAUCCAAGGAAGCCUCAUCAGAUAAAUCUCCCAAACCACCAACUGCCGCUGACACAGUAAUUAAUUCAACUCCCAUUGCAUCAAAUGUCGCUGCUGGUGCAGAUACCAAACCAGUUGAACCGCCGACAAGUAUAACAGCACGACCUAAUGGAUUCUUAGCUGAUGAGGCCAGAGCUCGCGAAAGGCUAGCACAACUAGAACGUGAACGGGAGGUUAUAGAGCAGCGAGAUUCUAAACUUAUAUGGAAUCUGAAAGAACAUGUAGCUACAUUGACGAGUUCCUUGUUGGGACAGUCAGCUACGCCGGAAGUGCUUGACGCAUUACAAGGAUUGAGGAGCGUCAUUGCUGAUCUAGGUGGUGAUCCGUUUGCUGUAAAUGAUCCUGUAUCGACGGAUUUCGUAAAUCGUAGUGUAGUCGAGACACAGCAUGGUGAUGAUUCACCUAAAAUACCAGCCAAGCCAGUAAAAUACCAUACGAAAACCAGCACAGAAGAAAUCGUGGAUGCUAUAGACGAUUUUUUGUCUUCGGCCGAUACUCCAUCAACAAGAUCAACAUCACCAUCCAAGUCUGAACUUCGAUCGUCACCAUCUAUGCCUUCAAAUGCAUCACCAUCUAUGCCUUAUGCUACAUCACUAAAUCCUGACAGUCUACCACCUUUAGCUCCUUCAACAAUACCGAUACAGCCGCAUGACGAUACAUGGGCAUCCGAGAAACCAUUACUCGGAAAGAUGUCUACUCCUAAUAUAACAGCAGAUAUACCAUCGGGCAUAGAACAGGAUCCAUGGGGCUCUCCUCAGUCGAAUAGCAAUAGUCCAGCAGUCGAGGCGAUGAUGAAAGGACUGUCUCGAAUGUCACCGUCACGAUCAACUGCACGUAAUAACCACGAAGACGAAGAUGAUGAUCCGAAUGAUGUGCAAAGGAUGUUCGCAAUGACGAGAGAAUACCCACACACGAAUAGGUCAUCACUUGUCAGAACACCAUCUCCGACGUCAAAGUUUUUUGAUAGUGUGUUGUCGACUGUAUCGACUGCAGUAUCAAACGGUGUGUCAUCUGCUACCGCUGGGAUUAAUGCCUUGACUCAGGCCGUUGAGAACAGUAAUAUGAAGGCUAGAGAUCCGUUUGGUGUUGGUACUGUGGGUGGCUCAGAGACCAGAAGGACUCUGCAGCCGACUGAACGAGGUCCAUUAUAG